GUCAGCCAGUAACUCAUCCAUAAGUCCUCCCACCUCCAAUUUCACCAAAUUUCGGAAGCCCUAAUUUUCUCUCUUUAAGCCCUUUAAAUCAGUCUUUUCAAUGGCUACCCAUCUGUUUAUCUUUCGUCCCAACGCAGUCCAUGUCUGUGCUAUUCCCGGUCAUCCAAAACCCAACCCCGACCGCCGGAAGAGUACGUCGUCAUCUUCCUCCAACUGGUGGUCGCCGCUGUUUGGAUGGUCCUCCGAGCCCGGCUACAUUGACUCGGAUGGAAAAACUGAGAUCAAGGAGAAAAGAGAAGCCGAAUCGGAAACAGAUCCGGGUCCAAAGUCAGCGAGAUCGAAGUUUUCCCCGGGAUGCUUCACGGAAGAGAAGGCAAGGCAGCUACGUAUGAUGACUACUAACACGUCAUCAUUUCACGACGUUAUGUACCAUUCGGCUAUUGCUUCUAGACUCGCCUCCGACUUCAAGGGUCGCUACGAUCGAUGAGUCUCCGGCUAGUCGGGGCUAUAUUUAAACUUUUAAUUUUCUGUUUUUUUUUUUUUUUUCUGAGUUUUGGAAUGUAUAAAAAUUUUUUAUGUCCAUUUUUAAGGGGCUGAAAAAAUUGUUAAAUGACGCAAUCCAAGAUGUAAAUAUUGAACUUCUGAUGUAUAUAGAAUAAUUUUCAAAUCUUUUUUUUAUUA
Molecule: messenger RNA, 681 nt
Organism: Durio zibethinus
Lineage: Eukaryota; Viridiplantae; Streptophyta; Magnoliopsida; Malvales; Malvaceae
Source: RefSeq, a predicted model, not a curated record